This is a messenger RNA of Alternaria arbusti, 1101 nucleotides long. RefSeq lists its product as uncharacterized. The transcript has 3 exons. The record is from RefSeq and is a predicted model, not a curated record. The coding region runs from base 1 to 1101 and encodes 366 amino acids. Lineage: Eukaryota; Fungi; Ascomycota; Dothideomycetes; Pleosporales; Pleosporaceae.
AUGAGGUGCACCUUCUCCCUCUUCUGCGCCUUCCUUGCGCUUCUCGCGCUUUCUCUCGCAGCCCCGGACGCCAUCGACACCGACAGCCUAGUCUCCUCCUCCGUUCAAGGAAUUCCCCCAGGACCAUCGAUUGUCGGUACUUCUCCCGCCCCAGCUAGUUCCCAGGUAUCAUCAGAAGAUACCCCGUCCGAAAACGAUUUGCUCGCAGAGCUCCACGGCCUCACUAGCACCAACACAACGUUGUCGACUGCCAGCUCCGAUGAUAACGAUGUCACGAUCGCCUCCAGCAAGUGGUCCAAUCUCAAAGACUGGUAUCGAGUUGAUGUUCGUUUCGGCGACCAGACAGUAGGAGGCACCCACUCUGGAACCUUCCAACUGGAACGGAUGUAUGAACGCGUCUACUCAACCCUCAAAAAGUGUAAAAAAGGGUCUACCCUAGACGAUUGUUCUAUCCGCAACACAGUUUUCAAAGACGGCGACAAUGGUUACCGAACAGACUCGUCGAUCAUUCUCGAGAUUGAGCACGAGUACUUCAAUCCGGAUGUACCAAAUCUCCAAGAUUUGGGAUACCGUAUGAUGGCUAGAUUGUACCAGAAGAUGACCGCAGUUCCCGAAAACUGCUUCCUAGUCUCGAACGACGGGAAGGGUCCCUUUAAAGACCAUGAGGGUGGUGACAGAGACUUGUACUUUUGCACCAUUCCAGCCAGGGCGCUCAUCGCCUACCCAAUCAACGGAGGUCCAGUUCAGAUGGUUUUCAAAGUCAAACUGGAAUGGGAUCACAAGACAGACAACAAAAAAUACAACUGCCGACAUUUUACGGACGACGGCGUUGCAGAGUACGGAAGCGUACCGUUUCGCAACGGUUUCAAUGAAGAAAUCGCCAAAAUGCACGGAUGGAGAGCAGACCGAGUCGCCACCUGGGUCGACUGUUCCAUCAAAGAAUGCCUCGAAACUAAUGCGAAGCGUGACGGCAAGGAAUGGCAGGAGGAAUACAAAGAUACGUGCUUCCCGCGAUGGGAACCGAGAGGGUGCGGCACAUGGGAUGAGGGUCCCAAGCCUGAAUACCACUGUCCUCCCGAAUACCAAGGGUCAUUUGAUUGA